Molecule: messenger RNA, 1962 nt
Organism: Cydia splendana
Lineage: Eukaryota; Metazoa; Arthropoda; Insecta; Lepidoptera; Tortricidae
Gene: Arl5
Product: ADP-ribosylation factor-like protein 5B
Exons: 5
Coding region: 318-857 (179 amino acids)
Biological process (GO): protein localization to Golgi membrane; intracellular protein transport; vesicle-mediated transport
Cellular component (GO): cytoplasm; trans-Golgi network
Molecular function (GO): GTP binding; GTPase activity
Source: RefSeq, a predicted model, not a curated record
CUCUCUUCUCUUUUACCCGUGCCCAUCCCAUUCAUUCACCUUGUAUUUAGUUCAAAAUGUCGAAUUCGGAGCUGUUUGACGUGUAAAUUAUAACAUAUUUUUUCUACUAAAGUAUGAUUUAAGUACUCUAAAUAGUUUUACUUCAAAUAACUGUGACAAGUGUGAGAAAAGUCUCUAGGUUAGUUAAUUAACGCAACAUAAGGGCAAGGCAAAAGUGGCCCGAUGAGUUUCAAAUGUGAAACAAGUAGUUUACCUUCCGUGUAGCAUUUUUGUCUUCUGCAUACAACCCACCCUCAUUUUGCUACAUUCAGGCUGCGAUGGGAUUGCUAAUUUCAAAAAUAUGGAGUCUCUUCGGGAACGAAGAGCACAAGUUGGUGUUAGUGGGGUUGGACAAUGCAGGCAAGACUACCAUCCUGUACCAGCUGCUGCUGGGCGAGGCGGUACACACGCGGCCCACGAUCGGCUCUAAUGUGGAAGAGGUUGUUUGGAAAAACCUGCGGUUUGUCAUGUGGGACCUAGGCGGGCAACAGAGCUUGCGCUCUGCUUGGAACACAUACUACACUAAUAGCGAGUUCGUGAUAAUGGUGAUCGACUCGACGGACCGGCAGCGGCUGGGCAUCAGCCGCGAGGAGCUGCACCGCAUGCUGGCGCACGAGGAGCUGGGCCGCGCGUGUCUACUCGUCUACGCCAACAAACAGGACGUGAAAGGUUCAAUGAGCGCAGCUGAAAUAUCCGAGCAACUGGAUCUGACGUCUAUCAAGCAACAUCCAUGGCACAUACAGGCGUGCUGCGCGCUCACCGGAGAGGGGUUACAUUUAGGGCUCGAGUGGAUCGCGAGUCGGAUAAAAAAGAAAUGAUAGGCUCUGGUGAAGAUGAUGCGUUAUAUACUUAUAUUGUUAACUUUUAAAUUACUAUUAAAACCGGAUGACAGGAUUCCUUACGUAACGCACGGGAAUGGUGUCUAAAUAAGGGGAUAUAACAAAGAAAGCCAGACCCAUGCAUAUAAUUCUCAAAGGGUCCAUAUUGGGUUGCAUACAAGUUUAAGUCAUAUCUUUGAUGCGCAUAACAACUUGUGUCAUAAUCAUUAUUGCGCAUACAAAUGAAAAGUCAUAUUAUAUUGUGUCAUACAUUUUUAGCCAUAAUAUUUGAUGACAUACUCAGCAGUUGUCAUAUAUUUUUUGUGCAUAUAGGUUUUGAUUAUAAUGAAUCAAAUGUCAUACCAGCUAAAAGGAUAUUUAUCGAUAUUUAUAAUGUUUUUACGUAACUUUUUGUAGGAUAAUAAUUUUCAACCAUAAUGGUUUACAUAAAUAAUUUAAGAAACUAAUUUUAGCCUCUCGACAACUUCUUGAAAAACCUUUUCCCUAAUCUCCGUCCAAAGUGUCCAAACACAUAAUUCGACGGAGCCCCGCUCACGCGGGGCUCCUAUUUCUGCAUAGUUUGCCCUUCGGGCAUCUAAAGAAACCUAACGAACCUAACCUACCUACUAUGAUUACUGAUUAGUUUCUUUUAUAAAACCGUUUCAGGAGAAACGGUCCUACUAGAGGGGGCUCCUCUUCGAUCUCCUCUUUUAUACGGUCUUUGUGUGGUUAUGAUUAUGACUAAAGUAAUAUUUGCUUCAUAGGUUGCUCACAACCAUAUAUAUUUAUUAUUCAAGCUUUCUAACAUUUAUGAAAAAAACAUAUUAUGACCACUAAAUAUAUGACUUAAUUUUUUAUGUCUAUAUUAAUACUAUGCACUGCAAUACUUCGAACGAAAAAUAAUUAUGGAUUUCAAGCAGAUGACUUAAAAUUUUAUGCGAAUUAAAUUAAUGACUAUAAAAAUUAUGACAACUCAUUUAUGACAAAACCCCAGUUAUGCUCAGGAAUAAUUCUGACUAAAGAUUUUUAUGACUUACAAUUUUAUGCAUAAAGUGUUAUGACAAUUAAAAAUAUGACAAAAGUUGUUAUGCGACCAGAGGGAGUC